Molecule: messenger RNA, 1942 nt
Organism: Cornus florida
Lineage: Eukaryota; Viridiplantae; Streptophyta; Magnoliopsida; Cornales; Cornaceae
Product: beta-glucosidase 42-like
Exons: 13
Coding region: 10-1659 (549 amino acids)
Biological process (GO): carbohydrate metabolic process
Molecular function (GO): beta-glucosidase activity
Source: RefSeq, a predicted model, not a curated record
GUUUGUUGAAUGAGAGUGUUAAAUGUUCUUUUUUUUUUUUUUUUUUUUUUUUUUUUUUUUUUUUUUUUAAGGGCGAGAGUAACAGUGGCAAUUCCUUUCUCUCUCCUCUCCGUUUCUCUCUCUCCUCUGUUUACGAAAACAAUGGCAAUGGCGAGCAUGAAGAAAAACGCAUUGGAAGAGGAAUGGAGGUCUUUCAUCAAAGAUAAAGAAGUUUCUCGAAGCGAUUUUCCUUCGGACUUCGUGUUUGGCGUCGCUACUGCCGCUUAUCAGGUUGAAGGAGCAAGCAAUGAGGGUGGUAGAGGUCCUUCCAUUUGGGAUGCAUUUUCUCAUACUGAGGGUAAAAUUUGCGAUGGAAGUAAUGGAGAUAUAUCAGUUGACCAGUAUCAUCGUUAUAAGGAAGACAUCGAUCUUAUAGCGAAGUUGGGGUUUAGCGCUUAUCGUUUUUCCAUCUCUUGGUCUCGUAUCUUUCCGGAUGGUUUGGGAACAAAAAUCAACGACGAAGGGAUCGCUUAUUACAACAAUGUCAUUAAUUACCUUCUCGAAAAGGGUAUCCAGCCUUUUGUAACUUUAUACCAUUGGGAUCUUCCUUUGAAUCUUCACGAGUCAAUGGGAGGGUGGUUAAAUGAGCAAAUCGUAAAAUACUUCGCCAUCUAUGCAGAAACUUGCUUUGCCAGGUUUGGAGAUAGAGUAAAGAAUUGGAUCACAAUUAAUGAGCCUCUUCAAACUGUGGUAAAUGGAUAUAUUACUGGAGUAUUUGCCCCUGGAAGACUAUAUUCAACGACAGAACCAUAUUUGGUUGCGCAUCACCAGCUCUUGGCCCAUGCAGAAGCUGUUUCCAUAUACCGAAACAAUUACAAGGAAAAGCAAAGAGGACAAAUAGGUUUGGUGGUAGAUUGUGAAUGGGCUGAGGCUAUAUCAGAUAAAAUGGAAGAUAAACUUGCUGCAGCAAGGCGUAUUGAUUUUCAACUUGGAUGGUACUUGGAUCCUAUAUUUUUUGGCAAUUAUCCUGAAACUAUGCGUGAAAGACUUGGAGAUUUGCUUCCAAAAUUCUCACAGAAAGAUGUAGAGUUGCUUAGGAACUCUGUAGACUUUGUUGGUCUGAAUCAUUAUAGCACAAGGUUUAUUGUCCAUGGAACAGUGAACUCAGCAGAGUUUGACGGUCUGAAUCCUUAUGAAGACAAUGAUUAUUACAGGGCACAAGAGAUGCAGACAAUUGCGGAAUGGGAAGGGGGGGAGGCGAUUGGUGAGAAGGCGGCGUCAUCAUGGCUGUACGUAGUACCUUGGGGAUUACGGAAUGCUCUUAAUUACAUAGCACAGAGAUACAACAAUCCUCCAAUAUAUGUUACUGAGAAUGGUAUGGAUGAUGAAGACAGUGAUACUUCCACACUCUCUGAGAUGUUAGACGACAAAUUGAGAGUUGUUUACUUUAAGGGAUACCUGGCUUCUGUUGCACAGGCAAUUAAGGAUGGAACGGAUGUGAGGGGUUACUUUGCAUGGUCUUUGUUGGACAAUUUUGAGUGGGCGCAUGGUUAUACCAAGCGUUUCGGUUUAAUCUUUGUGGACUACAAGAAUGGUCUUUCCCGGCACCUGAAAUCUUCUGCUUAUUGGUUCUUGCGGUUCUUGAAAGGUGGAGAAGGGGAGAAGGGCAAAGAAGAGUAAUCGACUUCCUUGGGGUAAGCCACGGACCAAACUUCUCGUUGAAACAAGUGAAGGAAACAAAUUUUGAGGUUGCAGGUGCUAAUUUGAAGCCACUGUAUUCUUUCUCAGAUCGAUCAACUUGAGUGCUGGCAUAAGUUUCUGUAAUGCUAGAAAACUCCUAUCUCGAGCAAUAAAUUGGUCUAGGGAUAUCAUAAUAAAAUUCUCUCUCAUUUUGAGUUUCAAUCUUUAAAAUUCUACUCUGAUUUCCUUUUUCUUGAUUCGCACGUCUUUCCGGAUGUGAUUG